AUGUCGGCAGCUUUCCCGGGCCAUGUGCGUCCUGAUGAGUCUUCUGUCGCACCGGAAUCUAGACAACAACAUCGCCUAAGGACGGAAGCCAUUCCGCAACUCGAUUCUCAGAUGGAACAAGCCUCGCAGUCGAGACCGUCGCGAGAGCCAGUCUCGGGCGAUCUCAAUUCGAUAGCCCAUGCGAAUCGCCCUGUAGAUACUGGCCCAUCAUUGCCGGUGAAGCAGAAUGAUCGCGGGGGAGUCCAGGAGGUGAACAAGCGGAGUCUGGACUAUGUGUUGCGAAGUGGGCUCGCGGGGGGUCUGGCGGGGUGUGCGGCCAAAACGGUUGUCGCGCCACUCGAUCGCGUGAAGAUUCUGUUUCAGGCGUCGAAUCCGCACUUUGCUAAAUACACAGGCAGCUGGUUCGGCCUUGUAUCGGCAAUGCGGGAUAUCCAUCGACACGAGGGCGCGCGAGGUCUGUUCAAGGGCCAUUCCGCCACGCUGCUGCGGAUCUUUCCCUAUGCCGCGAUCAAGUUCCUCGCGUACGAGCAGAUUCGCGCUGCGGUCAUCCCGUCGCGCGAUAAGGAAACCCCGUUCCGCAGACUCAUCUCGGGGAGCCUUGCGGGCAUCACAUCGGUGUUCUUCACGUAUCCGCUCGAAUUGAUCCGAGUGCGCCUUGCGUUCGAGACGAAGAAGUCCUCGCACUCGUCGCUCGUGGGUACCUUCCGGCAGAUCUAUAACGAGCGGGUGCGGCCGCCCUCUGGCCCCAGUGAACUGGCCGCGGCCAAAAGCGCACCAGCCGCGGCCGUCGCUACCGCUGAGAAUGUAUCCUCUGCGGUGAACAAGGUCGUCCCCCGGUACGGGUUGUCCAACUUCUACCGCGGCUUCGCGCCCACAAUUCUCGGCAUGCUACCCUACGCGGGCAUGUCCUUCCUCACCCACGACACCGUUGGCGACUGGCUUCGCUCCCCGGCCCUUGCUCGCUACACAACUAUUCCUGGAUCGGAACAGAGCUCGCGCAGCCAGUCGCACAAGGGCUCGCGACGGCCACAGCUGACAGCCGCCGCGGAGUUAUUCUCCGGAGCGCUGGCAGGGCUUGUCUCGCAGACCUGCUCGUACCCGCUUGAGGUCAUCCGACGGCGGAUGCAGGUCGGCGGCGCGGUGGGAGACGGCCACCGGAUGAGCAUCGCCGAGACAGCCGGCAAGAUCUGGCUGGAGAAGGGAUUCCGCGGCUUCUGGGUCGGGUUGACCAUUGGUUAUAUCAAGGUGGUACCGUUGGCUGCCACGAGUUUCUUUGUCUACGAACGACUCAAGUGGUCAUUGGGGAUCUGA
Aspergillus clavatus NRRL 1 is the source of this 1311-nucleotide messenger RNA. Its product is annotated as coenzyme A transporter. Gene Ontology annotation, biological process: transmembrane transport. Gene Ontology annotation, cellular component: mitochondrial inner membrane. The record is from RefSeq and is a predicted model, not a curated record. NCBI's taxonomy places the organism in Eukaryota, Fungi, Ascomycota, Eurotiomycetes, Eurotiales, Aspergillaceae. The transcript has 2 exons. Bases 1 to 1311 code for a protein of 436 amino acids.